This is a messenger RNA of Gadus chalcogrammus (walleye pollock), 2125 nucleotides long. RefSeq lists its product as uncharacterized. The transcript has 5 exons. Gene Ontology annotation, molecular function: protein binding. The coding region runs from base 201 to 1304 and encodes 367 amino acids. Lineage: Eukaryota; Metazoa; Chordata; Actinopteri; Gadiformes; Gadidae. The record is from RefSeq and is a predicted model, not a curated record.
ACACACACACACACACACACACACACACACACACACACACACACACACACACACACAUGCACACAUAGGCCAUAGCAUGCAGCCCCACUGCUGAGGCGCACAGUAUUUCAUUGGGAAGCAGGACGACCUCUGUCUCUAUUCUCUACCAGCAGCUCAACAGGGUUUUGUGAACCCCUAUUGCCCCUCCCCCAGCACCCCCCAUGGCUCCACUCUGCGCUGGGGUGUUGCUCUGUGUCCUCUGUGUGUGGGAGUGUGUCGGCGCGUCCAACCCCUCCCACGUGGACCACGGAGGUGUUUCGCUGUGGAGCGACCGCCUGCUGGGGGAGCCCAGCGUCAUGAGCCUGAACGACAGGCUGGAUCCACAGUGGUACCAGGCGAACAACCCGGAGUCCUGCCCCGAGGGCUGCUUCUGCCCCAUCCAGUGGCCCACCGCGCUGUACUGUGACCAGAGAGCCCUGACCAGCGUCCCAGCAGAUCUGCCUGGGGACACCCAGUAUCUCUUCCUACAGAGGAACAACAUCAGCAGCCUGCCCUCCUCGGUCCUGGCCGAGGCCCCGGCCCUCCGCUGGCUCAUCGUGGACCAGAACCAGCUGGAGGGGGAGCUGCUUGAGGGCCCGGCGCUGCAGAACCACACGGAGCUGCGCUACCUCUUCGCAAACCACAACCGUCUGACGGCCGUGCCGCAGGGCCUGCCGGAGGGGCUCCGGCAGCUCAGGCUGGCCUACAACCGGAUCUCCAGCCUCGGCGCCGACGCAUUCCAGCAUCUGCAGAAUCUGACCGUUCUGCUGCUGCAGGGGAACCGUCUGCAGACCGUCCCGUCCGACAGCUUCACCGGUCUUCUCGCCCUGGACCUGUUGGACCUGGGUGAGAACCGCUUCAAGGCGGUGCCCGCGCACCUGCCCCCGUCCCUCCAGCAGCUCUACCUCUCGGGGAACAACUUCUCGGAGCUGGGCGAGGGCAGCUUCGCGGGGCUGGACAGGCUCAAGUACCUGCGCCUGAGCCGCUGCGGCCUGCGGAGCCCCGGCGUCCCCCGGACGGCCUUCAACGUGUCCACGCUAGUGGAGCUGGACCUGUCGUACAACCGGCUGGCCGUCACGCCCACGGUGCCCAACAGCCUGCAGUACCUCUAUCUGGAGGCCAACGAGAUACAAGAGUUCAAAGUGAGUAGUUUCUGUCAAGAUAAGGGGCCUCUGUCCUACUCCAGAAUGAGGAUUCUGCGGCUGGACGGGAACAAGAUGUCUUACAGUCAGCUGCCAGUUGACUGGGUGUACUGUCUCAGAGUGCUGCACAAUAUCUUCAUCUGACCACACUCGUUAUAUGGAUUUAUUUUCAUGAAACAAAAACUGUAAUAUGCAAAAAAAAAUGAUCCCCAAUACAUCCAUGAAUAGCCCCUUGGAAAUGUUUGUGUAUUUUUCAUUAUAACUUGAGAUCUUUAUCUUCAGUUCAAUCGUCCAUAAUGUUGUUUGAUCUCGUACUAAAUAUAACCGAUGGUAUGCUGUGCAAAAGUUUUAGAAUGCCUCGUCAAAAUAACCGAUUUAGGAUAAGGAUUAUUACUAUUGUAAUGACGAUAAACCAAGCUAUUGCUACAUAUUAUAGUCAGUAUAUGUUGUUUUUUGUUUUUUAUCUCUAGGCUCUUAAGGCUCACUUAAUGCAACCAAUUUUCACAUGUAUUUACUCCUGCUUACUUAGAAUCUUAUCAUUACUUACUGUGAAAUAUAACACUAUAGAUAGGUUUGUGUAUGUUUAUGUGUUUAUAGUGCUUAAAAUAGUAAUAGAAUAAAACAUGCUUGGAAAUAAGGAUCUAACCAUCAAAAUACCCACAAUUCUUUGCGUUCACACGCUGGGCGGGAUAUUUAAAAAUGGUGUAAUACAAUUAUUUAGUUAUUUGAAAGUUAUUUGAACGUUUUCAGAAAUAUUUUGUUCCGUAUUGCUUUUUAUAGAUUAAUCAUGUAAAUGCAAAAAAUGUACCUGUGCGAGGAUUGAUUUGUUUUUAUAUGUAAGUAGGUGGUGUUUAAAAAAACUACUGUCGCCAAUAACAAUUUCAACAAUUCAAAUAUUUAAAUAUUUAACACUGGAGCAAUAUUAAAAAGCGGAGGUGGAAGCGCUUCCACACUAGCAAGUUGUU